AAAUGACAGAAUUUGUGACGUCAUUUUUUGGACAAUUUAUUUUAUUUUUCUUAAUAAUUAAUAGCCUUCCAUGACUAUUUAUGUGAAAAUAAUUGAGUAUAUAUAACAUUCUAUAUACUGUAAAAAAAUUAUAAGACUGCAAAAUUAAAAAAAACUAAAACCUAACUUCAAUUAAAAAAUUUAAACUAAAUAGAAAAAAAGCGAAUUUUAUAUUUUAUAAAGUUAAAAAUGUUCGUUGUAUUUGUCGAGUUUUAUAGGCGUUUCGAUUAAACCGGAAGUGAGCAGCGGGGCCGCCGUUCGUUGUACUCCGCUGUCUUUGAAAGCGGAAAAUGUCGGACAAACCUGCUAAACGACCGGGGGUCGGUGUCGGGGUUCUGGUCACAGACUUGGCCCACCCAGGCUGUGUUCUUUUGGGGAAGCGGAGGAGCGAAAUGGGCCGAGGAACCUACCAACUCCCCGGCGGGCACCUGGAGUUUGGUGAAUCAUGGGAGGAAUGCGCCGUCAGGGAAGUGCUGGAAGAAGCCGGAGUGCACCUGGGGAAGGUGCGCUUCGCUUCAGUGGUGAACUCCAUCCGGCUGGAGGAGCAGUACCACUACGUCACAAUUAUCAUGCAGGGCGAGCUGGACAGGAGGAGGUCAGGAGAGCCCGAGAACCUGGAGCCGGAGAAGAACGAAGGCUGGACGUGGACACGCUGGGACCAGUUUCCACCUGAGCAAAAGCUUUUCCUGCCGCUGGCCACACUAAGAAAAGAAGGUUUUCAACCCUUCACAGAGACCCAGAUCUAACAGUUACCAUGGAAACCUUUUGGUUCAACCAAAAAAUUGACUUUUUUUGUUACUCAUUUUUUACUUUUUCACUUUUAUUGAACUCCAGAUUUUCAUCAUAUAGUGCAUAAAACCCGCAGGUGUGCUCAGGAAGACAUCAGGUUGACUCUGGCGACGCCUGCUGCCAACAGCACGCUCCAGAAGCUGGCUGCCGCGGUAACCGCGGCACCGCUGAAGGUCUUGUCGUGGGCGUAGGUGAUGAUGUGCAGAGCUCCGCCGUAGGCCUCCUCGCAGGUCGGCUGGAUCUGGUCCUCUGGAAGCUCGAAGGCGAACUCCCCUUUGUCCCUCAGCUCAAAGGUGUAGGUGUAGGGGAUCCCCUGCAUCCGAGCCCAGUCUCUGGAGGACCCAGAGUUGGGGUCUGCAAACCAGGUUUGUAGUCAUCGGGACUGAGCGUAUCAAAACAGCACUGGCGGGUUUGGAUCUACGUACAUAAAACAUCGGGCGAAGCUCCAACGGUGUAGUUCUUCUUGUGCACGUUCCAGAUGGCUGUAGCCGCAGCCAGCCCCACCUCCAUCUGAGGAACCAGACAGCAGAGCUUCUCAAGCUACGUUCACACCAGACAAGCAGGGAGGGGCUUCUUCUUUUUCCUUUUUCUAGUAGCGCAUGUUUGCCACAGUUGGCAGAGGCUGCCAGAUGCAGAGGCAUCUCUGUGAGGCAAAGCCUUCCAUCUGCAGACAUCAGGACUCAGUUUUCCAUGAAAACUUUUCCACGCCUGUUUCUGUUUCUCUCUACACUUUGAGUUUUAUUCACGCGUCAUUUCAUGUCGUUGGGUGCGAGGGAUCGGGAGGAUUGAGGUUAUUCUGUUUGUUUUAGAAUUGUAUUUUCUAAUUGUUUUUAAACCUGUAAAUUACUUUGUGUUGCUGGUGUAUAAAAAGUGCCUUAUAAAUAAAGUUUUAAUUUGAAAGAA
This is a messenger RNA of Oryzias latipes (Japanese medaka), 1731 nucleotides long. It is a transcript of the gene nudt15, whose product is annotated as nudix (nucleoside diphosphate linked moiety X)-type motif 15. Gene Ontology annotation, molecular function: 8-oxo-7,8-dihydrodeoxyguanosine triphosphate pyrophosphatase activity. NCBI's taxonomy places the organism in Eukaryota, Metazoa, Chordata, Actinopteri, Beloniformes, Adrianichthyidae. Gene Ontology annotation, biological process: dGTP catabolic process. The record is from RefSeq and is a predicted model, not a curated record. Gene Ontology annotation, cellular component: cytosol.